UACGCUGCUGAUUGGCGUUACGCAGGUAUCCAGCUAUUAUUUAUUACCCCAAAGCCCAGACGCUUCAUUUAUCCUGACUGGCUCUCACAGCGGGAUCUAGCCGAUUCCACUCUACUUUGCACUUGGGCGCACUCAGCUGACUUACCAACCGCAUUAUCUGCUCGACAGAAGACAGGCGACACCAACAAGAUGAGAAGAGGUUUGCUACUGGUGACUUUUUUCCUCGUCAUGGAAUUUCGCUACAGCCGGUGCAGAUGCGACGAGCCCGGAUCGCGCAGAUCAACUUCAGAUGUAGGUUCCCGGGCGCGGGAGAUGGAUGACAUUUUUAUUGGACUUAUGGGACGGAGAAACGCAGAGACUGAUAAUGGUGCCUGGAGGAGAGAAUCUCCAGAGAGGAGAGGCAUUUUUCUCAACAAGUGCAGGCUGAGGUUACUUCAGGGACUGUAGACACUGAGAGUUACUUUCAUUUGGCUACAAUGACAGAAUAUCACCGAGAACAUCAACAGCAAACCAAAUGUCUGAUGGAAACGAAAAAAAACACAUGAUUCCCACUGUACCCGGCUUAUGAAAGUGACAAUGUACCAAGCAUAAUGUACGGUUUUAUUUGGAGACAAAGCAUAAUUAGAAGUAAUAAAUUCUAUUUCUUUAUCAUGUCAUUCUUUUUCUUAAAGUUCAGAAUAAAUGUAAUUUUUAUACAUAAUUCAUUCAUUUAAAUGUUGGUGCAUUUCCCCUUGUUGUUUAAGUGAUUCUUCAAGCUGUUGUCUCAUGUUGAGACAAUAAUGUUCAGUCACAGUGUUGGGUUAAAUAAAAUCAGGUGCUC
Neolamprologus brichardi is the source of this 820-nucleotide messenger RNA. The record is from RefSeq and is a predicted model, not a curated record. Lineage: Eukaryota; Metazoa; Chordata; Actinopteri; Cichliformes; Cichlidae.